AUGCCAGACCUUUCUCAAAUUUCAAAGAAUAGUGAACAAUUAAUGCAAGAAAUCUUUCCCGCCAAUUUCAUGUCCAAGGAAAGCAUUGACACAGACUCACAAGAUGAUUCAUUGUGGAUGGAUGAGUUGUUGAAUUAUAUUUGUGUGCACUUGUAUCCUAGUUUUGGAUUGGAUGAAAGGAUCCCUGAUGGAUUGAGUAAUCACUUACCAAUGGUCUUGUCAGCUCUCUUUCACAUUAAGGCAAAUUUCGAACAACCAAUUAUUAAUAGAAAGGUGUAUUUGGAGAAUGUGAAUCAUCACUUGAAGAAACUUGUACCAAUUGAUCCUAAUGCUAAAUAUCAAAACACAGAAUUGAGAAAAUGGGAAGAAGAAACCUAUCAACCUUUUCUUUCUCAAUUGAAAAAGGACUUUUCAAAGGAAAGACUCGAUCAUUUCAUUAAGGAAGAAUUAAGCUGGAUUUUCGAUAAGAUUUUCAUGGGAAGAAUUAGUGUGAAUCGUCCAGAUUUUCUCUUCUAUCGUAGAUUUAUGCACAUUCUAGUCUAUUUACACGUCAUUCAACACGAUCAAUCUAAAGUCAUGAACAGUUCCCAACAAGGUGAUUCAGAGGAAGAAAUUCUACCAAUGCACUUGGAGAAGGAACUGUUCGAGAAUAUCAUGUCUCAUGAAUCAGUUGUUGAAUUGCUAAGUGGAAUUUCUGGAGGAGCUUUUCAUCCAAUCAUCUUGUUAGGUUAUUCAAUUCUCCAAAAUUUCCAUACCUUGAUGGUUGUCAAUUCAUUGGCCUAUCAAGCUUAUUCCUAUCAGAAUAUUGAACCAAAACUUGAAUCGUUGGGUAAGAAAUCACUUUCAGAUGAUUCAAAACCUCAAAGCUUACUUGAAAUUCUUCAAAGAACAGAAAAGAAUCAUCCAGAAUAUCUGACCGAUGAGUUUAGACAAGAUUUAUUAAAAAAGGGAGGAUUCUUGAUUCAUAACUUGAUGAGAGAAGCUCGUGAUGUAAUUGAUCAGAAAGAAUUUGCAGUACAAUGCUCCAUGAUAUUGGGAGAUCAUAAUCAAUUAUUAUUUGAAUUGGAGGACCUUUGCCAAGCUGCUUUGACCUUAUAUUUGAAGUGUGACAAGAUGGACAUUGCUACCCUACAUGCUAUCACAGGAUGUUUUGCUGUGAGAUUAGUUUCAGAACAUGUCAAAAAUAAUGUUGUGAAGCAAUCUCUUAUAGGCUAUUUAUGGGAGAGUGUCAUUCUAAUGUACAUUAUUCUUGGAGGAACAAAGGCUUUGAAUCAGGAUUUCAGUGAUUCCAUUCCUGAUUGGAAAACAAUAAUAUCUCAUUUAGAAAAGGAUGUUGAAGAACAUGAUAUCAAGCUGGUUUAUACUUGUUGUGAAGAAGCAAAAGUUUACCCCAAGUUGGAACAUUUAUAUAGAAAGAGUGCUGCCAAAAGACUAAAACUCUUAAAUAAUAAGCAAAGCCAAUAA
Messenger RNA from Naegleria gruberi, 1464 nucleotides. RefSeq lists its product as uncharacterized. Gene Ontology annotation, molecular function: oxidoreductase activity. The transcript has a single exon. The record is from RefSeq and is a predicted model, not a curated record. Bases 1 to 1464 code for a protein of 487 amino acids. Lineage: Eukaryota; Heterolobosea; Eutetramitea; Acrasida; Naegleriidae.